Molecule: messenger RNA, 252 nt
Organism: Funneliformis mosseae
Lineage: Eukaryota; Fungi; Glomeromycota; Glomeromycetes; Glomerales; Glomeraceae
Source: the annotation of a GenBank genome assembly
UUAUCAAUGUAGUAGAAAAUUUACUACCCUCUUUAGGAGUUAUAAAAAGUAGUAAAGGAAAGAGAAGCAAGAACGGUGAAAUGUAUUUCAAUGAAUUUCAAACACAAUUUUGGUUAAGACUGGGUAAAUUUCCUCCUGAAAUAUUUUCAAGUAACGAUUUCUCUGGCGGCCGAAGCAGGAAUCGUUAUUCACAUAAUCCAUCAUCACAAACAUUCAAUCGUCAACAACAUUCUCUACGAUCGUCUGGUGAAG